Macadamia integrifolia is the source of this 2239-nucleotide messenger RNA. RefSeq names its product ruvB-like 2. The record is from RefSeq and is a predicted model, not a curated record. The coding region runs from base 1470 to 2222 and encodes 250 amino acids. Gene Ontology annotation, cellular component: R2TP complex; Swr1 complex; NuA4 histone acetyltransferase complex. Lineage: Eukaryota; Viridiplantae; Streptophyta; Magnoliopsida; Proteales; Proteaceae. The transcript has a single exon. Gene Ontology annotation, molecular function: DNA helicase activity; ATP binding. Gene Ontology annotation, biological process: regulation of transcription by RNA polymerase II; box C/D snoRNP assembly; chromatin remodeling.
CACAUGCCAAUUCACACAAAUUGGGUCAAAGCAAUCCAUGGAAACAAAAGAUAGAACAUAGGAGCAGUGAGGAUGUAUAGCCUUGCACCUAUCAAUUUAGUUCCAUCUCUAUCGAUACACUCAUGUCUAUUUCUUCCGUUACCAUCCUUCAUAAUCGCACGGCUCUUCCCAGUUGCAGCAAUUUCCUCCUCUGCUAUGUCGCUUCUCGUACUUCCCAUUUCGGUUUCGUCUCCAUUGCAGCUCGACAAAACCCUAAUAGUUACAGGAAGCAGCCGCCCCGCAAGAACCUCCUCAGAGCAAAGGGUAGUGUAAGGGAAUUAUCAUCUCUAUCUCCUCUUCUUUCUUUGGAGAAUCGCCUGUUCUCAUGCCGAACCAGGCCAUCGGAAUGUUGCUGCUGCCCAUGCCAAUUUCACGAGAGUUAUCGUCGAGUCAGCCGGUCCAACUCUUGAAAAUGCUAGCGAACCUGAGGAACCGGCCGUUGGAGUUGAAUUGCUAUGCGUGGUUAGGGGUCUUUUCAAAAAGGAUCAAGAGGAAGGUUUUGGUUGGGGAUAAGGUGUUAGUAGGGUCCAUCGAUUGGGUGGACCUUAUAGGGAUGAUCGAAAAUGUUUACUAUAGAAGUUCGGAAAUCCUCGAUCCUCCAGUCGCUGAUGUUGAUCAUUCGUUGGUGCUUUUCUCAAUGGAGCAGCCGAAGCUUGAGGCAUUCUCACUCACCAGGUUUUUGGUCGAGGCUGAGUUGGUUGGGAUUCCUCACGCUCGUUCUUAACAAAUUGGAUCUAGUCAAUGAAGUUGGAUCUUGUCGAGAUGAGGUUUCGGAGUUGGCUCCCUUGCAAGACUUAAUCUGCCAUGUUCCCUUUCAGAUUCAGACAUUCCCAAGAAUCAGAUCAGUUUCUUCGCCCUAAUAAUUCCUCCUAACCUGUUUGAGAGAGGAUUUGAAGAUUCACAAUCUUACAAUCUCUUAACUACGAGAUCAGAACUUCCAUAUCAAAAGUUUUCAGGGACAAUCAGAAAUCUAUACACAAGAGGAGAGAAAGAGAGGUUUGGUCGAAAUAUGAGGGGGCGUAGAUUCACACAGAGAGGAGAGCUUUAGAGAGAGAGAGAGAGAGAGAGAAAGAGAAAGAGAGAGAAGAAUUAGGGAUGACUUGCUGUCACCGUCACAGGCCGUGUUCGAUAAAAGGAGAGAAAAACGUUUCAAUGAUUCCGAUCAUUUGUGGUUAAAUCCACGGUUAUCUAUGAAAAACGUUUUGAAAACAUUGUUUACACGUACGUUCCGCGACGUUUUUUUGCCAUAGUAAUAAUAAUAAUGAUAAUUAAAGUUUUGAUUUGGAUCGAUUGAAUAAAGCAAGUUCAAACCAAACCCUAACCCUUGGUUGGACCAAUACAAAACAGCAAAACUACUGCCGCUCCAGAGAAUUGUCCAUCUUCUAGUUCUAGCUAGUUCAUCACAGAAGCACGAAGUAGAGGCAACAUCCAUGGCGGAGCUAAAGCUAUCAGAGAGCAAAGACCUUACUCGAAUAGAGCGGAUAGGUGCACAUUCUCACAUUCGCGGACUAGGGUUGGACUCAGCCCUAGAGCCAAGGGCCGUGUCGGAGGGCAUGGUUGGACAAGCCCCCGCACGCAAGGCCGCGGGUGUGAUCCUCCAGAUGAUCAAAGAAGGAAAAAUCGCCGGUCGAGCUGUCCUCCUUGCCGGGCAGCCCGGCACCGGAAAGACUGCCAUUGCCAUGGGCAUGGCAAAGUCCCUUGGCCAAGAAACCCCCUUUGCUAUGUUGGCUGGCAGCGAGCUAUUCUCCCUCGAGAUGUCCAAGACCGAAGCCCUAAUGCAGGCCUUCCGUAAAGCUAUAGGCGUACGGAUCAAGGAGGAGACCGAGGUCAUCGAAGGAGAGGUCGUUGAAAUCCAGAUUGAUCGCCCCGCUGUUUCUGGUGCUGCUUCGAAGACUGGCAAGUUGACCCUGAAGACGACGGAGAUGGAGACCGUGUACGAUCUUGGAGCAAAGAUGAUUGAGGCUCUGGGUAAGGAGAAAGUUCAGAGUGGAGAUGUCAUUGUUAUUGAUAAGGCUUCUGGGAAGAUUACAAAGCUUGGCAGAUCAUUUGCUAGGUCCAGGGAUUACGAUGCCAUGGGUCCACAGACUAAGUUCGUGCAGUGCCCUGAUGGGGAGUUGCAGAAGAGGAAGGAGGUCGUGCACUCCGUCACACUUCAUGAGAUUGAUGUUAUCAAUAGCAGGUAGGCUCGCUGCAGUUUUUU